AUGUCUCUGCUGCACUGCUCCUUUCUCCCUUUAACAAUGCAAAUAUCCAUGAUCUGGGCUCAAGGCGGUCCCUCGCCGGAACUACAUCCGAUAUCGCCCUCCCAUCGUGAGGAUAACACCAUCAUCUCCAACCCCACCAGCAUAGAGCGGCCUGAUACUUCAACCGGCGCCCUUCUUGAUGCCGUUAAGGACGCUCGGCAGAUAGUUCGUUUAAUCCAGUGCCAGACAUGUCACAAGAUCCUACAGAACCCCAUAACACUACCAUGUGGUCAUAGUAUCUGUAGGACUUGCCUUCCUGAAACCCGGCCGCGGGCCAAUAUCUCCUAUCCAGCAACAGAGAGCCGGCUCCAUGGUUUUGAUUGUCCAUUUACAGACUGUGGCAAGGAACACGCCGCUGCUGAUUGUGCUCUUGAUGUUACGCUGAAUAAAGUCCUCGCCACCGUCACAGCAACCGUCGCGACGUAUCGGUCUGCUACUCAGCUACCUGAGUGUUCUAUCCACAUUACCGUCUGUGAUCAGUGGAAUGUCGCUGGAAUACCCUCGCUGGAGGACAAGCAGCCCGAGUCGAGGGUUUUGAGCGGCGGCCGAAUCAUUGCAGCAUACACAUUGGCAGAGCUUGGCAAGCUGGAUUACAGCAAUGAAGUGUCAUAUUCACCCGUGGGCGCUAAAGGCGACGAGACAAAUCUACAUGACGCUGAAUUCUUCCUAAAUAUGAAGGAGGUGGUGAAGGCCGAGAUGGACUGUCAGGUUUGCUAUGCUCUCUUCCUGGACCCGAUGACCACGACAUGCGGGCACACAUAUUGCCGGACAUGCAUCCACCGAAUUUUGGACCACUCAAAUUUAUGUCCGAUAUGUAGACGCGCCAUUUCCAUCCACGCUCCAGCCAGCCCACGCACUGCCCCCUCGAAUAGACGCCUUGUAUCAAUGAUCAAUGGCUUCUGGGCGGACCUCGUCGCACUUCGGAUUCAAGCCUAUAGGCUGGAGCAGCAAGCGAACCAUGAAGGGUUCGACGUUCCUAUUUUCGUCUGCACACUCUCAUUCCCAUUCAUGCCGCUUUUUCUCCACGUAUUUGAGCCACGAUAUAGGCUUAUGAUCCGGCGAGCCGUUGAAGGUGACCGGACGUUUGGCAUGGUGCUGGGAAGGUCUGGGGAACCUGGCUUUACGGAGCUUGGUGUUCUUUUGCGAAUAGUGAACAUUGAGUUCUUCCCCGAUGGCCGUUGUCUACUGGAGACAGUGGGUGUUUCAAGAUUCAGAAUUGCACGACACGGUUUUUUGGAUGGCUAUGUCGUUGCCAGCAUUGAGAAAGUUGAUGAUAUCAGCUUAGCCGAGGAAGAAACGCUCGAAGCAUCUGAACUCAGCCGCGAAGAUGACAUUACCGUUCUGGAAUUUCGUCACCCAGAAUUAGAACGGUCAGAAACGGAACCCUCUUCGACAGAUCAGACCCCUUCUAACCCUCUUCGAGAAGUUGACCCGGACAUAAUGUCGACUAGGGAUUUGGUAAACUUUGGUGCCGAGUUUGUGAGGAGAAUGCAGGGUGAGAGUGUACACUGGUUAACGGCUCGGAUUCUGGCUAUAUAUGGCGAAUGUCCGGACGAUCCUGCUGUCUUCCCCUGGUGGUUCGCAUGUGUUUUCCCUGUGAGCGAUGCAGAAAAGUACAGACUAUUAGGAACUUCAAGCGUACGCGAGCGCCUCAAAAUCUCUUACCGAUGGAUUGUGGAAUGGGAAACCAGUAGAGGUUAUCAAGCAGAAAAGUCUACGCAGCUACGUAAAUCGCAGAGCGACGAUAUUUAG
This is a messenger RNA of Xylaria bambusicola, 1791 nucleotides long. RefSeq names its product ATP-dependent protease La domain-containing protein. The coding region runs from base 1 to 1791 and encodes 596 amino acids. NCBI's taxonomy places the organism in Eukaryota, Fungi, Ascomycota, Sordariomycetes, Xylariales, Xylariaceae. The record is from RefSeq and is a predicted model, not a curated record. The transcript has 3 exons.